GUAAUCAGCAAACAACCUACUCAUAAGAAUGAAACACUUGUCAAUAUUGUGCAUCAUCAUGGCUUGUGUUCUGGCGCCACAACUUGUCGACAUGAAGCCUGUUAAGAAAGUUGAGGAACCGUCAGCAUAUUAUGACGAGGAAGUGACUGUGAAAUUCUCGAAUGCAAGUAAAACGUCUGGGAAGACUGCUGCAAAGACGGACGCCAAGGAAGAGAAGGAUGUGUUGAAGGGGCCAGAAGGGAAGGAUGUGAAGAAGACGGAGGAGGAGAAAAGCGAGAAGAAGGUAACAGAUGGAAAGGGCGGAGAGGAGGUUAAGAAAGAUGAGGGUGAGAAGAAGGCGAAAGAAGAGCAGGGUGUAAAGAAGGAGAAAGAAGAGAAGAGCGAGGAGAAGGUAACAGAAGAAAAGGGUGAGAAGAAGGUUAAAAAGGAGGAGGGUAAGAAGAAGGUUGCAACAGAAAAGGACGUAAAGAAGCAGAAGGAAGAGAAGAACGAGAAGAAGGUUGCGGAAAAGAAGGCUGAAAAAGCCAAGGUAACGAAGGAUGUUAAGAAGGGCAAAGCAGAGAAGGGCGAGAAGAAGGCGAAAGUAGUAAAGACAAAGAAGGACGACAAGAAAGUGAAAAAAGAGAAAAAGGAAAAGGAAGAGAAGGAGGAGGAGGAGGAGAAAGAGAAGAAGGAUGAGGAUAGGAUGAAGGGAAAGAAGGACAAAAGAAAGCCGAAGAAACAGAAGGGAAAGAGUGAAAAGGAUGAGGAUGGUAAGGAAGAGAAAGAAGAAGAUGAAGAUGAGAAGGACGAUGAUGAUAAAGAUGAUUAGGAAAACGGAGUCGAUGUGAUAUGUUAAGAGUCAUUUGCUUGUGAUUUGGAGAGUUGUGCCUUGAAGUGAAAUGUAUCAUCGUAUUGUUACCCGUUAAAUA
This is a messenger RNA of Trichobilharzia regenti, 911 nucleotides long. The record is from the annotation of a GenBank genome assembly. Lineage: Eukaryota; Metazoa; Platyhelminthes; Trematoda; Strigeidida; Schistosomatidae.